CUGUCGUUGACGUCACAGUUGUUUCACGAAGCUUGCUUGAAGUUCCAAACAGUGUGAAAAUUGAAGUUAGUUUUGUAAAUUAUUAAAGAAAGUUUAUAAAACUGUUCAUAAAAUGGCUGUUUUCUAGUGCAUCUUUUUCAAAUCUGUGCAAGACACAAAUUCUAAACAUCGCACUUUUAAUUCAUAGUAGUUAAAAUUUUCACUCAAGUUCGUCUGUCAGGUGUAUUCUUUGUGACCUGUAUAUCUGCAACGAAGGAGGAAGAGAAUUUGAUCGUAGGAGAAAAUGAGCGAGCUUAGUCAGGAAGAAAUAAGACGGAAGCGUUUAGCAAGAUUAGAGAUUGGUGGAGCCAGUGCUAGUCCAGGACCAAGUACAAGUCAGCCAGUGUCCCCGGCCACAUCACAAAAUGCGGGACUUUUCAUACCUCCCACUCCACCAGCCCCUGCUGAGAGAGGAAUUCCACAAAAAAGUGAUUCACAAAGCACCGACACAUCAUCACAAAUGGAAGUUGAGGAAUACGCUCAGCCUGAAGAGAAACAGAACGUGGCAUCCAACUCUCAAGUAGAUGUGGAUUCAGGAAUAGAAAACAUGGAGGUAGAAGAGUCUAAAGAAGCGGCGCUACAAAGAUCGUCUUCAACCAGUGACAAUACAGACGAUCAAGUCUUCACGACAAUAUCAAGAGUUCUCUGCGUAUCAUGGACGCAAACACAGCAGAGCGAUUCUAACAUAUUCUUAUCAGAAACAGCAGCAGGAAUGAACCAGCGGAAACUGGAGGGAGAUUCUCAGAUUGAUACUCAGGACCUGAUCAGCCAGUCGCUGAUGGAGGUGAUGUGUCAGAUAGCAUCCGGGGAGAACCCCCUGCCUUCCCCCCUCUCCUGCUCCACUCCCGAGGAUAGCAGUGAGAACAUCGCAGCGGCCAGCUCAGCGUCCGCCUCUCCUCCCGCCACUCCGUCCCUCGCCACCACGGGCCUGGCAUAUCUUACAGACUGCUACGCAAGGGUGGCUAAUGAAGAGAGAAACCAUCCCAAGCGUAGCAGUAUGCCUCCGCUCAAGGAAGUGCUGGCAGAGAUAAGAGCCCAGUGUGUUCAACACACCUCACUCAUGCUGCAGGAUGUCCUCAUGGAAGAGGUGGACUUUACUGGCCGGCUGGGUCCGUUGUCAUCACCGUUGCUACAGCAGGUGAUCAACCAGACUCUACCUCGAGGCUUCCUCCCCGAGCUACUGGCACGGACACACACCAACCCAGACACCCUCAACAAGGUUUUCAGCCCUCUUCUACAGGGGUUGUACCGGUCGAUGCAAGGUGCGUCAAUUGUCGGCAACAGUCACCGGAAGCCGCUAGAAGCUCUCUCUGACCUCGUAGACAUGAGGGUCGGCCCGACUGCCAACCUUCGGCCGAUAUGCCAUCUUAUAACUCAUCAGGUUCAGUUCCUACCUGACAUUGUGACGGGCGCAGGAGGUCGUGAGAUUGCUCGAACGUCAUUCCUCGGUCCAUUCCUGAGUGUGUCCGUGUUUGCUGAAGAUGAGCCUAAAGUUGCAGAUAGAUUCUUCAGUGGCAACGCCUCAACAGACAAACCUUUGCAAUCGACUUUGCAGCAAGAAUUGGAGAAUUCAAGACUCAUGCUACACAAGAUCUUCCAUGACAUCCUUGUGGCGAGCAGCUCUCGAGAGGCUAUGUUGGCUUACGUUGCCGCUCUGCUGCGGCUCAAUGAGAAGCGAGCACAAAUCCGUGCAGAAGAGAGAGCCUUGGCUGGGGACGGCUUUAUGCUCAACUUGCUGUCUGUCAUGCAGUUGCUGGCGGUCAAGGUCAAAUUGCACACCGUUGAUGCUCUUUACCCUUUCCACCCCUCCAGCAUGGUAGACAUCAAGAACGACACCCGACUGCGACUGACUUCCACCGAGACGACUCAGUGGCUGGACGAUCUCAACAAGUCGGACAAGCCGGUGUGGAAAGAGCCCAAGUUUCCCACUCAGUGUUGGUUUCUCACUCUGCACUGUCACCAUCUCGCUCUAAUGCCAGCGCUCAACAAGUACCAGCGGAGGCUGCGUGCAUUGAGAGAUCUGCAGAAAUUGGUUGAAGAAAUGCAGAGCAGCGAACAUCAGUGGAAAGCUCUUCCGUUUGCCGCUAGAAACAAGGAACUGAUCAAAAGAUGGAAACAGCAGAUCAAGAAGCUGACGAGGAGCAAGGCGUGUGCAGACGCUGGUCUGCUGGAUGAUAACCUGAUGAGACGCUCACUGUUGUUCUACAGCUCCGUAGCAGAGUUCAUGUUGACACUUCUGACUGACAACCCAUUGUCCCCCUCUCUCCCCCUCCCUCCUGAGCCACCGCACCUGUUCUCAGCUCUACCUGAGUGGUAUGUCGAGGACAUCGCAGAGUUCCUUCUGUUUGCACUGUCGUACUGUCCCAACGUAAUAGCCACUUCCAUGGAUCGCUCAAUGAUCACAUGGUUGUUGGUGGCCACUUGCUCACCUCACUGUAUUAAGAACCCCUACCUGGUGGCCAAGAUCAUAGAGGUACUCUUCGUACUCAACCCAGGCUUCAACCCCCACACAGAGGAGUUGUACAAUCGGGUCCUGUCACAUCCCAUCUCCGAGACUCAUCUGCCGUCCUGUCUUAUGAAGUUCUACACUGAUGUGGAGACCACUGGGUCUAGCUCAGAGUUUUACGAUAAAUUCACAAUCCGCUAUCACAUCAGUCUGAUUCUCAAAGGAAUGUGGGAUAGUGCCGUGCACAGACAGGCGAUCAUCAACGAGUCAAAAUCUGGAAAACAGUUUGUCAAAUUCAUCAACAUGUUAAUGAACGACACAACGUUCCUGUUGGAUGAAAGUUUAGAAAGUCUCAAGCGCAUCCACGAGGUACAGGAGCUGAUGGCUGACACUGCUGGUUGGGAGAGGAUCGGCAUGGAACAGCAACAGACUCGCAGGAGACAGCUUUCUGCGGACGAGAGACAAUGCAGGUCCUACCUGACACUGGCCAGAGAGACAGUUGACAUGUUCCACUAUCUCACUGUGGACAUCAAGGAGCCAUUCUUGCGACCCGAGCUGGUCGGACGACUGUCGGCCAUGUUGAACUUCAACCUGCAGCAGCUGUGUGGACCCAAAUGCAAGAACCUGAAGGUGCGCACGCCAGACAAGUACGGCUGGGAACCUCGCAGACUACUAGGUCAGCUGGUGGACAUCUACCUUCACCUGGAUUGUGAACAGUUUGCUGCGGCCAUCGCGUCCGACGAGAGGUCAUUCAGAAAAGAACUGUUUGACGAUGCAGCCCUGAGAAUGGAGAGGGCUGUGAUCAAGACUCCCGUUGAAUUAGAAAAGUUCAGAAAACUUGCCCAGCAAGCAGCCGAGAUUGUUAUUCAGAACAUGAAGAGAGAAGUAGACUUCAGCGACGCUCCUGAGGAAUUUAGAGAUCCGUUGAUGGACACACUGAUGGAGGACCCGGUGCUGCUGCCUAGUGGCAAGAUUAUGGACCGAGACACCAUAAUCAGACAUUUGCUCAACUCAAACACAGACCCCUUCAGUCGUCAGCCACUCUCCGAAGACAUGCUUCAGCCUGCUCCUGAAUUGAAAGAACGAAUCCAGACCUGGAAGAGAGAGAAGCUGAAAAACUCAUCUUCUUGAAAACGAAAUAAACGUGAAUAACACUUGUUUGAAGCUGUACAAACUGAUCUCCUGUACAAGUGAUUCGUUACUGUUACGGUGUUGCGUCAUGUGAUAGUCUUUCGUUGGCUUCGACUGGUGUUCUGUUGCUUUCCUCACACACGAACUGACGGACAUUUUGUGUGUGUGAUCUGCCUUAUCACCUGCAAUGAACUUUGUGUUCCGAUCUUUGACGAUGUAAAAUAGCUAAAAUGAAUAGAACUUUAUUAGAUUUUGUAAUAUUUUAAGUAUUUCUAGGUGAAUGUAAUAAAUUGUUGUUCAGAAAAAAAUCGCUUUAAUAUGUGUUUGGAUCUGUUAAGAUUAAAUGUUUAAGCUGAUGUGUUCACAGAUUAUUGAUUAUUUUGGAAAAUAUGAUCAUCAUUUAAUCAUUUUGUUAUUUUUACAUUGCAGUUUUUUGCCGUUGUUUAUUUGUACCUAUCUCACGUAAAAAUGUAGUAGUUCAAUGCUGCUAGUUUUUCAGGUCGUAUAGUUUAAAAUAUUAUGUAUAGCAUUGUUAUCAAACUAUGGGUUUAAAUUUAUUGUAAUUUUAAAAUUCUUGUUUUGUUUGUUAAUAGUUUGAAAAAAAAGUGUAUAUUUAUUCAUUUUAAUCCACCCUUUCAGAAUUCUAGUUCAUAGCUAGUAUUUGUACUCUCCUAUAGAUAAAUAAAUGGAAGAAGUUUGAUAAUAUU
Macrosteles quadrilineatus (aster leafhopper) is the source of this 4323-nucleotide messenger RNA. It is a transcript of the gene Ube4B, whose product is annotated as ubiquitin conjugation factor E4 B. The transcript is spliced from 23 exons. The record is from RefSeq and is a predicted model, not a curated record. Lineage: Eukaryota; Metazoa; Arthropoda; Insecta; Hemiptera; Cicadellidae. The coding region runs from base 284 to 3616 and encodes 1110 amino acids. Gene Ontology annotation, molecular function: ubiquitin-ubiquitin ligase activity. Gene Ontology annotation, cellular component: cytoplasm; ubiquitin ligase complex; nucleus. Gene Ontology annotation, biological process: protein polyubiquitination.